GCAGUGCUCCCAUUCGCGCGCAUCGACCAUGCUACCGCCGUCCGCUGCUCGUAGCGCCUGCCUCCCCUACGCCCCGGGCCCGGGGCGAGGCAAGAAGGGAUCCGCAGCCAUGGCUCAUGAGGGGGCUGUCUCUGUCUGCCUGUCGGCACGACGGGCGCGAGGCUUGGCGCGUGAGGCGGGCAGGGACGUAGCCAACGCGCCAGCGUGCCCCAAGCGCAGCGCGCGCUGGCGCGUCCCUUCCCUUGGCGACCGGCGGAGAGCCGCUCCAGCGACUGUGUCACUGUGAUGAGCCACGGUGGGCGGUGGCUAGCAGACAGCCGGUGGCGAUCUGCUACGCCACCGCGGCUGCGGGGAGCCCCAUGCCUGUGUCCGGCGCCCUAGCGGAUAUGGCCUGUGUCCUCACUCCUCAGCCUCUCAGGGGGAGCUCUCACCUGUAGCUGCUGGCAAUCAACCGCAGUGACAUCAACUAAGACUCAGUCGCACUCGUAGCCUGCAACGAACUUGAGGAUCCGUAGGAGCACCCUGAUGCGAUUUCCAUGGUUCAUCAGCGAUGAGUUAAGGAUGAUGCAAGCUUUCCUCAGAGCAGCCGAUGGAGCGCGUGAGAACACUGGGGUGCUCAAGGCGUAUUUGGAACUGAUCCGCGACUUGGCCUAUGACAUUGAAGACAGUCUUGAGGAGUUCAUGGUUUUCAUCAAGCACAAGAGCCUUGUGCAGCAACUGCUUAGCUUGCGAGCGCGUCAUCGCAUUGCUGUCCAGAUACGCACUCUCAAACUUAGAGUCCAGGAGGUGAGCCAGAGGAACACACGGUACAACUUGAUCAAGCUCACACCUUCCAUCUCCAGUGAUGUGACACUUGACAUGGAGCUGACUCGAAAUCUCACAGCACUAUAUGUUGAGGAAACACAACUAUUUGGUUUGGACAAACAGAAGGAGAAACUAAUGGACUUAAUAGCCAAUCCUAAGGUGCCCGUGGACAUGGAGCCAGGAAUAAGCAAAUCUGGUCCAAGAGUGGUCUCUGUUGUUGGAAUGGGCGGCCUUGGCAAGACAACUCUUACCAAGAAAGUGUAUGAUAGCAAGGAUCUUGGUGACAUUUUUGAGAUCCGUGCUUGGAUUGCAGUGUCUCAAUCAUUUGACCCAAAAGAGCUUCUCAAAGAGAUGAUCAAGCAACUCUUUGGGGCUCACUCGUUGAAAGAAUUCUUAGAAGAACAUCAAGGGCAAGUGCUGGAAGUAAAACACCUCACGAACUACCUGCGUGGAAGACUCCUGGAGAGAAAGUAUCUUGUUGUUCUGGAUGAUGUUUGGACCCUUGAAGCUUGGAAUUGCAUGAGUAUUGCUUUCCCAGAGAACAGUAAGGAUGGCAGUUGUGUAGUAUUGACUUCACGAAAUCACAAAUUAGCUGAGCUUUGUAGCCCCCCCUCACAGAUAUAUCAGCCUGAAAUCCUUGAGGAAAAAGAUGCUAGAAGCUUGUUUCUGAAAAAGACAAAUAAAAGCUCAGGUGACUUAGACAAAGAUGAUCGUACCAAGGGAAUAGUUGAGAAGAUACUGAACAAAUGCGGAGGACUACCACUCGCCAUAGUGACAAUAGGAGGCCUACUAGCCAGCAAGGAUACAAGGGAGUGGGAGAAUCUGUACAAUCAACUCCCUUCAGAACUUGCAACCAAUCCUAGCCUUGAAGCACUGAGGCGAGUGGUUCAUCUUAGUUACAACCAUCUGCCUUCACAUCUGAAGCCUUGCUUUCUGAAUCUCAGCAUCUUUCCUGAAGAUUUUGAGAUUGAACGCAAACACCUGGUGGAUAGGUGGGUAGCUGAAGGGUUUGUAACAAUUGCUACUAAUAGGAGAACACUUGAAGAAGUUGCUGAAAGUUUCUUCUAUGAACUCAUCAGUCGAAGCAUGAUUCAACCAGCUAAGUUAGAUGCUCUUGGAAAUGUGAAGACUUGCAGGGUUCAUGAUAUUGUGCAUGAUAUUGCAGUGUCAAUCUCUAGCCAGGACAACCAUGUUUUCUUAGUCGAAGAGCAUACAAGUUCCACCACUACAUCAAAAGAAAGCAUCCGGCACAUAUCAUGCUUUGCGAAUAGGAAACUGAAUAUUGGCAUGGACUUAAGCUGUGUUAGGUCUUUUACUGUGUUUGGAGAACCUUUGGAGCCAAUAGCGUCACUUUGUUCUUCUAAAUUCAAGAUGCUUAGGGUUCUGGAUCUUAAAAAUGCUGGUUUCCGUGCAGGGCAACAAGACAUCAGAAACAUCGGGUUGCUGCUACACUUGAAGUACUUGCAUUUUCCUAAUGUGGUUUCAGACAUGUAUUCUCUUCCAAGAUGCAUAGGAAACUUGCAAGCCUUGCAGACUCUAGACAUUCAGAAAUCAAGUUUUUCGGCACUACCAACUAACAUGAGUAAACUUCAAAAUCUUCGCCGUCUGCGGUGCAGCAGGGUACCAGAAAGUCCUCCCAGCAGCACCUUACAUUUAUUAAACCGAGCCAGCCAUGGUGAUCGUAAUGCAACUGCCAUUCUGCACAUGACCUUGUCUAGCUGUUGGUCUUUUUCAUCUGGCAUUAAAGUGCCCAAAGGAGUGGGAAGUUUAAAAAGGCUACAAAUACUAGAGAAGGUUGAUAUCAAGCGAACAAGUCGAAAAGCAAUUAAAGAGCUAGGGGAACUAACUCAGCUAAGGAAGUUAGUUGUGAGAGGGAAAGGGGCCUCCAAGAAAAAGUGCAGUGCGUUCUGUGUAGCUGUGCAGAAGCUGUCCUCCCUCCGUUCCCUCAAUGUGGGAACUAAGUCAACUUAUGAAGAGGGUAAAGCAGAUGGGCUGGAUAUGUUGGUUUCUUUUACAUCCCCUCUCCCUUUCCCCUCUCUCGAGCGGCUCAAAUUGAAGGGGCUUCUUCAGGAGAUGCCUACAUGGGUUGGUAAAUGCGUGAGCUUGGUGAAGAUUGACUUGAAGUAUUGUGAGCUUAAGGAAUUGGAGGCCGUAACUGAACUGCCAAACCUGAUGCAGCUUCGUCUUUAUCAUAUGGCAUAUGGUGCAGAGAAAUUAGUGUUCCACAAGCAUGCAUUCCCUGAACUGAGGAUCCUACAGCUUACUCAUUCAGCGGCACUAAGGGAGGUGACAUUUGAGGAGGGCAGCUCACCUAACAUGGAAAAAAUAAGGAUCGAGGAUUGCAGUCUGACAUCAGGGAUCAAUGGUAUCAAGCACCUUCCGAAACUCAAGGAGAUUUAUACCGUGGAAUGUAUAUUGGCAAAGCAAGAUGUGUUACAAGAGGAAGUGGACAAGCACAUGAAUCGCCCUGUGCUGCAAAUGCUGUCCUGUGAGCCUGCAAACCCUGAAGAAGAGACUGAGGGAAAGGUGGAAGUUACGGAGUCAAUUUCUGAAGCAGGGCAGAGCUUGCAGCUGCAGUCUUGAUCUGUCCUUACCCUCCUCGUUGUCAUUUGAGAAUCAACGGCAAGUCGGGCCAUGCUCCUGCACAUCAUAACGGACAUUAUUCUUCAUUGUCACUCUCCGUUGAUUAUUGCAGUAUCUAUCGUGUGUACUAUUCCAUCAAUUUGUGUCAUUGUAUCUUGUGGUUGCGGUUAUGUGUAAAUAAUCUGACCAGCAGACUUGUUCACUGUAUUCUGUACCGCAUGCGUGCUCAUGUCUGUCAUAAGCAAAACUUUUCUCCUA
Messenger RNA from Sorghum bicolor (sorghum), 3645 nucleotides. Its product is annotated as disease resistance protein RPM1. Gene Ontology annotation, biological process: defense response to other organism. Lineage: Eukaryota; Viridiplantae; Streptophyta; Magnoliopsida; Poales; Poaceae. The transcript has 2 exons. Gene Ontology annotation, molecular function: ADP binding. The record is from RefSeq and is a predicted model, not a curated record. Bases 526 to 3387 code for a protein of 953 amino acids.